AUGCCGCCCCAGAAAAAAGGUGGCCUCACCGUGGUGAAAAGAUAUAAGGCUCUCGGUCCUAUCUGGGUGUUCCUUGACGCGCAGAAUGCUAUUGAUCGCCUCAAGUCAUCAAGACCAGGCCCUGGGCAAGCCCUUGUUCUUAGGGCUCACAGGGCAGUGGAGAAGCUAGCCAUGAGAGGUCAGCUGGUGACAAUACAAUGGGUUCCAGGCCACUCAGGGAUCGAAGGGAAUGAACAGGCUGAUCAAGCUGCUAAACGCGCAGCUAGUAAACAAACCGCACCUGGUUUUGAGCACCUGUCUCUAGCGUACGUUAGACGGGCUUGCACGGAAGCAAGAAGAGCUGCAGUAUCUGAAUGGGCUCGAAUCAACGCUGUACAAGGCAGGCAUAGAGAUGGACGUGUCUACAAGAUGCCUCGAGGCUGGAACCUUGACCCAGUGGCAGGAAAAGCCCCAAAAAGACUGGCUAGUCGGUACUACCAGCUGAAGACAGGACAUGCCCCAAUCGGCACCUAUCUACACCGGAUAGGCCGACGGGAAUCGCCUGAGUGUCAGGCUUGCAAGGAGCCUCAUGAGACAGUGAGGCAUGUGCUUUUUGAAUGUCGAGGACGCCGUACAGGACGGAGGGCUUUAUACCGAGCCCUCGAGAAAGCUGGAGUGCCGCUACCUACAGCGGCUGAGGAAAGUCCUGAGGCUAGGUGUGACGGCUCAGCCCUAGCUUUCGGCUUGGCGUCACUUAUUGAUUGGGAAUCCUUUGAAUAA
This is a messenger RNA of Talaromyces stipitatus ATCC 10500, 759 nucleotides long. RefSeq lists its product as uncharacterized. Bases 1 to 759 code for a protein of 252 amino acids. Lineage: Eukaryota; Fungi; Ascomycota; Eurotiomycetes; Eurotiales; Trichocomaceae. Gene Ontology annotation, molecular function: RNA-DNA hybrid ribonuclease activity; nucleic acid binding. The transcript is spliced from 2 exons. The record is from RefSeq and is a predicted model, not a curated record.